AUGCCUUCAGCCGCGCCUCGCAGGCUGUAUGAGGACCAAAUACCCUCAUUUAUGACUGUUUUGGACGUGGAAAACGGAAUUGUGGACGCCUCAAAUACCGUCACAGUUGUUGACCCCAAGCUGGUCAUGGAGGAUACAAAACUGCCACGAGACUCGGAGCCGGCCCUGCGGCCCGGCGUCUUGUCUUCAGAUUCCAUUCACAAGCACCACGACAGCACAUCCACCGCCGAAUCUGCAGAGUCUUCGCCAACCACCACCGUGUCUUGCACAGACUCUUCGGAUCUUUCUGACCCCUCACCAUCAUCCUCCCCUGAUUCUCCGAUUAAUCUUGUUCCUCUUCGGCCUUUUGCGCCUGCCUCUUUCGGUGGUCUCCAUGGAUUGGCCAACCUCACCAUCAACACCUCUGGCCGAACCUUGGAGCGGCCGAUGACAUCGCCAGUUCCCCGGCGGCCAAAAAACAUGAAGGGGCUUUCGAUCCAGCCACCAUCACUAUCUUCGACCGAAGUGUCUGAACCAUCUUCUCCCUCUUUCAUCAAACCCAAAAUUCCUACCACGAAGCGGAAGCCAAGUCAGCUCAGCCUCAAGACCAGCACCUCGGAUCUCAUUGCGCGCACAACACUCGAAGUUCCUAGCUCACCAUCAGUUUCGGUUGGUCCCAUUCUGCAGCGCCGCGCUCUGAAGCAUUCCACUUCGUCGCCACAUAUGCUCUCAGGCUUGAAGUCGGCCACAUUUGGUCCCGCAGGAGGCAUGACUAUUCCAACAGUGCUGGAGAGAAAUGAGACAGGAUUGUCUUCUUUCCUGCGACCACCCAAGCCUGCCGUGGCACCUGGCUUAGGAUCGACCAUCCAGGAAGAAGAUUCACCAAUACGAACACAAAUCGCCAACCGCGCCGCUUAUGAGUUUGAGCCAUUCCACGAGGUCGAAAAUAACGAGGAUCAGAAAACGCCCGGAUACCCCGACGGCCCAAUCGCCAUCUAUAGCGACAAUGUGUAUUUGUACCUCGAGCCCACUGCCGAGGAAGCGUCUCGCUUUGACGUGGUGAUCAAUGUCGCUCGUGAGGUUAUGAACCCGUUCAAGCCUUACGCUAGCAGAAAGGACUCUGCGGCUUCGGAUGGCCAAACAAUGUCUCCCGUGGAGCCAGAUACGGCGGUAACAAACUCGAGCUUUGCGACCGCCUUUGAGUAUUUCCCAGAGGGAAGCUCGGCUGACACGCCUACGACCCCCAAGGCCCAGUCUUUCAAGGAGCCAGAGUAUAUUCACAUUCCCUGGGAUCACAACACCGAUAUUGGCAAGGAUCUCAUGGGGCUCUGCGAAACAAUCGAAAGGCGGACAAAAGACGGCAAGAAGGUUUUGGUCCACUGCCAGCAGGGUGCCAGCAGAUCUGCCAGCUUGAUCAUUGCCUACGGGCUGUAUCAAAAUCCCGACCUGACCGUCAACGAUGCUUACUACGCGGCCCAGGCGAAGAGCAGGUGGAUCAGCCCCAAUAUGAGGCUGAUGUACUGCUUGCAAGAUUUCCAGAAAGAAGUCUCGUCGAGGAAGAGAUUGGCUGUCCCGAGUGCUGGCUUGAAGUCGCGAUCCGGGAGGAGCCCAAUGCACAGGGCGACGUUAUCCGCAGAUCACAUCGAGGCACCACCCAAGGAGCCUCUCACCGCACCACUACCAAGCGAAGACCCAGCCUCGAGAUCUGGAAGCCCUGAACGAAGCCCCAGCAGGGCAAGGGGCAACUCAACGCCAAACAGAGGUGAACCCAUUUCGCCUGGCCCAUCAUCCGCGCCUUCCAGCUUUUCCUGGACCGAAAAAGAGGACGAGUCGGAUCCUGGAAAGUUUGGCCGUUUUAAUAUCGAUUCGUUCCUCGUCCCUUCGCAGCCGGAUUCCGGGUUUGCUUCUUCGGACAGCUCAUUCGCGAGACCACCGCCAUCUCCAGGGUUUGUGCCUCCUACUAUCUCCAGAGAGCCACCCUCUCCUGGCUUUGGCGGUUCCUUUACCUUGAGCAAGCCACCACCAUCACCAGGUUUUGGGUCGUUCUCUCUGUCAAGACCACCGCCAUCACCCGGCUUUGGCUCAUUUGCCGAGCCGCCAAAAUCCCCCGGCUUUGCGCCUCCCAGCUUUGCAUCUCUUACCAUCUCAAAGCCUCCAGCAUCGCAAAACUUGGCACCGCUCGAUCUUUCGAGACCUCCCAUGUCUCCAGGAUUCCCACCACCAGACCCCUUUGCCAGGCCGCCAGCUUCACCAGGCUUUGGCGCGCAUAGAUUUGGGGCCUCAGACGGCACCUUUGGAUUUGCGCCGAUGACCUUUGCUCCGCCGCCGUCACAGCCGGAGAAGAAAAAGUCUGAAAACAAUUUCAAGCUCGCCCCGAUGACAUUUGCGCCGCCUCCCAAGACGGUGGACAGGAAGAAGUCGGAAGCUACUCUUGCACCGAUCAAUCUCACCCCGCCGCCCAAGAAGCUGGAAAAGAAGUCAUCACAAAUCAGCCUCGCACCGUUGAAGCUGUCGCCAGCACCGAAAACCCUCGAGAAGAAGAGGUCUAUGGGCACGUUUGGCUUCGCGCCUCUGAAUAUCGCUCCUGUUGUGCCGCCGCCUGUUCCGCCCAGGGACAAUAUUCUUGCCAUGCGAGGCUUUCCACCGAAUGCUAGCGACCCAACCCUCUCGCCUAGGGCCGAGGUGAUGACGAAUAACCCUCUUCAUCAGGCUCUUGCCGUGGCAGCGGCGCAGUUUGCGGAGGUGGUUCAAGCUCCUCCUACCCCCGCCGACGAGGCACUGGGGCUUUUUUCGCCGAGGGAGACGAUGUUUCCACGGGAUCCGUUUUUUCCUUUUGGGAGGCCGAUGCAAAAUGAGGAUCCCAGGAGUCCGCCGACGUUGGGGGAGACGCCUAUUGUGAGGAGUAUCGACGAGAUGAUUUGA
This is a messenger RNA of Podospora pseudocomata, 2901 nucleotides long. It is a transcript of the gene CPP1, whose product is annotated as tyrosine/serine/threonine protein phosphatase. Lineage: Eukaryota; Fungi; Ascomycota; Sordariomycetes; Sordariales; Podosporaceae. The record is from RefSeq and is a predicted model, not a curated record. The transcript has a single exon. Gene Ontology annotation, cellular component: nucleus; cytoplasm; cytosol. Gene Ontology annotation, molecular function: protein tyrosine/threonine phosphatase activity; MAP kinase tyrosine/serine/threonine phosphatase activity; MAP kinase tyrosine phosphatase activity. Gene Ontology annotation, biological process: protein dephosphorylation; negative regulation of MAPK cascade. The coding region runs from base 1 to 2901 and encodes 966 amino acids.